AUGGACGAAGAUGAAGAGGAGGCGCUGGUUGAAGAGGCCGAGGCUGAGGCUGAUCUAAUCUGUGCUCUUGCCCGCAAGAUGACCACCGCCGUGUCGGGCAAGGGCCGCUUCUCUGUUUGCUACGCAAAGGGCUCGGCUGGGGCCUCGUCGUCACCGGUGCUGGUACCCAUCGCUCUUGGCGAUGGGGCCCCGCCGCUUGUCUUUGAUGUUGCUGUGGCCAAGGAGGCGUACUCGGCCACGCUUGCUCUCGUUCCCAUCGCAGCCGAGGCUGCAUAUGAUGUAUACUGGCAGACGAUGGUUUCUAGUAGCACUACAUCAGCGCAGCUGGAGUACUCGCCGCAGAAGCGGCCGCUCCCUCCGCGCCGCACUCUCCGCGCGGUUCUGCUCGUCGGGCUCGACACCGUUGCUGUCGACGAGUCCACCGUCUUUGUCCCUGCUGCAGACACCUUCUUUCUCUCACCAUCGCCAUACCUCUUUGCCCACGGCCUCCGCCUCUCCAAGCCAUCACCCAUGCGCAUAGACUGGUACGGCCCUGGUCCAGAGACGCCCGGCGCAGCUGCCGGCCUCUGGAUCGGCCUUGUUCCUCAAGCAAAGGCACCCAAGCCAGGUGCCAGGUUUGCCCGGACAAAAGCAACGGUUGCUGCUGAUCUUGUUCCUCCUCUAGACGGCGAAGAGCACGAGGAGCAGGAGGAGGAAGAGAGCGGGGGUACUCGUGCGCGGCGAUCGAACCGUGGACGUGGUCGUGGUGGUGGCGGCCGCGGUCGUGGCCGCUCCUCCCGCACCAGAGGUGGAGGCGGUGCCGCAGCGUCGUCGUCAACAGCCGCUCCUGAAGCCAAGCCUGACGACAACGCUGACGACGCUGUGCCUGAGGGCAUGGAUCCACGGAUCGGCUAUUACGGCUCGCGUAUGAUUCCAACCGCUGCGCUCUCCGAGGGAGUGUACGUGGCCGUUGUCGGCGACAGCAGCGGCAUGCUCCUUGCUGUCGCUGACAAGCCCGUCACGCUCGACACCAUGUUCCGCGAUGAGUCGCGAGAGGUCAUCUUUGGUGAUGUCGGCAUCACUUCUGAUGCCGUUGUCGCCGGCCUCUCGCACGACGGUGAUACGUUUGACCACAACAUGGAGCUUGAUGGCUUGACCAUCGAGGUUGUGACCAAGAAGGCGGGUGUUGUGGCCGCUGGCGAGGGGCUCUCGGUCACCUGGUCGUUCCCAUCCGACUACACACUCGGGAUGGAGAUGCUCUACAUCGCGCCAGUGGGCAAGGGCAUGAUGGGCACUGUCGCCGCUACCCAGAUCACCAAAGCGUCUGGUUCGUACGAGAUCGAUGACUCGUAUGCUGGAGCAGUGUUCAAGCACGACGUCGUCUACGAGGCCUUUGUGGUCACCUCGACCGCUGUCCGUGGCCGCUCCGCUCCGUUCACUGCCAAGAUGAUCGACGAGACUGCUGCCGCUGCCGCUGCUGCCGAACGUGCUGCCUCGGGCUGGUCCAUUGCCAUUGCCGACAGCAAGUCCAAGGUCCAGUACGGCGCCCCCCUCGUGUGUACCUGGUCCAUCUCUACCGAAGAAGCCGAGGCCAUGGCCAUGACCCUUGCUGUUGCCGUUGUCGGCAAAACCGAGGCAGUCACCGACGGCUUACCGGGCCUCUCAGUCACGCUCGAUCGCCAAAUCCUCGCCGAGGUCGAGUUUAAGGUCAUCGACAAGGCUGGUCUCUCGUUCUCGAUGGUGUCCGAUGCGGCGUCGGACGCGUCCUGGCGCCUUGCAUCCGGCUCGUACUACUCGGCCUUUUCCACCGUUCUCAAGUCUGCCAAGGCAGCAGGGACCCGCUACUCGGACUCGUCGUUUAUCUCGGGCGCGGCGUCGUCGCUCUGGCUCAACCCGGCCAAGCCACCGCCGGACGAGUACAUCGCCCACCCGGAGCACGAGUGGCUACCGUGUAUCCUCCCGUCAUCAACCGACGACUUUCCGUGCCCGAUCGAGCAGGGUGGCAUCGGCGACUGCUAUCUCAUCUCGUCGCUCAACGUCAUGGCCUCAGCACGCCAUGCCGACGCCAUGCUCCGCGAUCUUUUUGUGGGCUACGACAUCAUCAUGGGCGCGUACGCGCUCUCGCUCUACCGAUUUGGCAUCCGCAAGCUGGUCACCAUCGACGACCUUGUCCCGGCCACACCCUCAGGCAAGCCGCUCUUUGCCUGGGGCGAGGACCGCGGCCAGCUGUAUGCACCGCUCAUCGAGAAGGCGUACGCUGCCAUGUACGGCUGCUACGAGGCCAUUGAUGGCGGUCUCGAACGCUUUGCCAUGAUGGAGAUGACCGGUGGCAUGGCCAUGGCCGUCCCGCUUCCGGCUGCGCUCACUCCUGGCGCGCUUGCCACACUCUGGGACACGGUGCUGGCUGCCUUUGACUCUGGGGCGCUGCUUGCAUGCUCACGAGCGCACGACGAUCCCGAAAACUUUGAUACUGAUCCCGAGACCGGCAUUGUGUACAACCAUGCGUACGGCAUUGUCAAGGCCGUCCAGCUCAAGAACAAGACCAAGACGCGUCUGCUGCAGAUUCGCAAUCCGCACGGCUCUGGCGAGUGGUCCGGUGCCUGGUCCGAUGACUCGCCGCUGUGGACUGCCAAGCUCCGCGCCGCUGCAGGUGCUACCGAGUCCAAGGUCGACGACGGCCUGUUCUUCAUGUCCAUUGAGGACUUUGCCACCUACUUUACCGCCGUCGAUGCCUGCUACCCCAUCCCGGACGGCUGGGGCCACGCGUCGUUUGAGACACAGUGGACGCUUGACAACGUCAUGGCCAAGGAUGGCAUCGCGCCGCUCGACUCGUUCACGCCACUUGCCGAUCUUGUCGAGGCCUCGGCUGAAGCUGAGGACGCGUGGUGGCACGCGCCGUCUGUCCGCAUCACUGUCGCCUCGGAGACCGAAGUCAUUGUCGCACUCUACCAGUCUGACAUGGAGCUGUUUGUCGAAGCGUCGGAUCCAUCGCAUCCGGUCUACCGUAGAACUAACGAUCUUGUCCACGCCGUCGGCAUCCGCAUCGAGACCCUCCGUCGUGGUGAUACUCAGCCGCAAUUUGCCGCCCCAGUGGAAGGUGACGACGACGACGACGACGAGGCCGGCUUCAACUUUGAGUUUGGCUCUCCGCCCAUCAACACCACAACCCUCGUUGAUCUAGCUCCCGCCACUGAGCCGCAGGUCUUUGUCCGCACUGUCCUGCCGAAGGGCGUCCACAUUGUCUACGCCCGCUCGGUCCGUGCAGACAUUCAGGGCUGGACUGUCGGCCAUCUCCGGGUCUUUGCGCCCGAUCUCUCGCUACUCACUCUCGACGUCAACGAGUGCUGCGAGAUGCUCAACACCAAGUUCCGUGCCGUGAACCUUGAUCAGGUCAUGGGCAAGGGCGGUGCCCACAAGCUUCCGCUCGCCACCAUGGCCGAGCUUGAUGUUUUGGCGAUGAUGACGGUGAGUCCAGCGAGUCCGGCGAUGGCGAUGGCGAUGGCGAUGGCGACGGAAAGGCCGAGGUAG
Thecamonas trahens ATCC 50062 is the source of this 3507-nucleotide messenger RNA. RefSeq names its product muscle-specific calpain. The transcript is spliced from 4 exons. Gene Ontology annotation, molecular function: calcium-dependent cysteine-type endopeptidase activity. Lineage: Eukaryota; Apusomonadida; Apusomonadidae. Gene Ontology annotation, biological process: proteolysis. The coding region runs from base 1 to 3507 and encodes 1168 amino acids. The record is from RefSeq and is a predicted model, not a curated record. Gene Ontology annotation, cellular component: cytoplasm.